Messenger RNA from Eublepharis macularius, 6437 nucleotides. RefSeq names its product neuralized E3 ubiquitin protein ligase 1B (gene NEURL1B). Gene Ontology annotation, molecular function: ubiquitin protein ligase activity. The transcript is spliced from 5 exons. Gene Ontology annotation, cellular component: early endosome. The coding region runs from base 154 to 1824 and encodes 556 amino acids. Gene Ontology annotation, biological process: ubiquitin-dependent endocytosis. The record is from RefSeq and is a predicted model, not a curated record. NCBI's taxonomy places the organism in Eukaryota, Metazoa, Chordata, Lepidosauria, Squamata, Eublepharidae.
UUCAGUGCGGGGAAAUUCCGAGCGAAGGCAAGAGCCGGCGCCCCCCGCCCUGCCCUCGCCUCGUCAAUGGCCCUUCGGAGCGCCGCGCAGCUUCGGGCUCCCAGAGCGCCGUGCGCCGAAGCCUUUUGCGCGGCGUGAUCGACUACGAGAGGGAUGGGCAACACGGUGCACAAGACCCUGCCAGAAACCAAUCAACAGGCUCGCUCGGUAUCCCACAGGCCUUAUUACACACUGCCUAACGGUAGCCAUGAGAGGAGGUCUGUCCUCACCAUUACUGAGCCCCCACGAUUCCACUUCCAGGCCAAAGGAAAAAACAUUCGUUUGGAUGCCCACUCCCGCAAGGCCACCCGGAGAAAUAGUUUCUGCAAUGGCAUCACUUUCACCAACCGGCCCAUCCACCCGUAUGAGAAAGUGCGUCUUAAGCUGAUGUCUGUGCACCAUGGGUGGAGUGGAGCACUACGCUUUGGCUUUACCACUCAUGAUCCAUCACAAAUGAGUGCAGAUGAUAUACCAAAGUAUGCUUGCCCAGACCUGGUAACGCGGCCAGGCUAUUGGGCCAAAGCUCUGCCAGAGAGGUUUGCGCAAAGGGAUAACAUCCUGGCAUUUUGGGUUGAUCGCCAUGGGAGAGUUUUCUAUAGCGUUAAUGAUGAGGAGCCAGUACUUUUUCAUUGUGGUGUCAAAGUCUCCGGACCUCUCUGGGCGCUGAUAGAUGUCUAUGGAAUCACCCAUGAAGUGCAAAUACUUGAUAGUAUGUUUGCAGAGACAAUGACUUCCACACGUCUCAGCAAUGCACGACUCAGUACUUGCCUUCCACAGAGCAGCCACGAUUCAGCCAACUUCAACAACAACAAACUAGAGAACAACCAAGUGGUGGCCAAAAUUGCCAAUCUGAAUCUGAGCCGUGUUCCUGGGGUGCCGACAGAUAACCACACCAUUCCUUGCUGCCCAAGCAGGCGGCAGCUUGCCCAAGUGGUUCCUGCCUUUCUGGAUACCGACUUGCGUUUCCACCCAACCCGUGGGCCUGACAUUAACUUUUCUCAGGACCGGAUGUCUGCCUGCACCAACUGGCAAGAAAGCAAUAGAACUUUGGUUUUUUCUGACCGACCUUUGCACAUUGGCGAAAACCUUUUUGUGGAAGUGGGACACCUGGGGCUUCCAUAUUACGGAGCCCUUACUUUUGGCAUCACUUCUUGUGAUCCAGGUACAUUACGGACAAAUGAGCUCCCAGCAGAUCCAGACUUUCUUCUGGAUCGCAAGGAGUAUUGGGUUGUUUAUCGAGGAUUCCCAGUCCUCAACAAUGGUGACAUCUUGAACUUCAUGGUUUUGCCAAAUGGAGAAGUGCACCAUGGAAUAAAUGGGAUAAAUCGUGGGAUGUUGAUGUUCGUGGACACCUCACAGUCACUGUGGGUAUUUUUCACAAUCCAUGGCAUAAUCAAUCAGCUCAAAAUAUUAGGCACUGUGCUGUCCAGCCCUGUGACUGUCUCCCCCUCAGGAUCCCCUGGAGGCUCCCAGUAUGACAGCGAUUCAGACAUGGCUUUCAGCGUGAACAGAUCCUCCUCCGCUUCUGAGUCGUCCCUAGUGACUGCUCCAAGUUCUCCUCUGAGCCCUCCAGUCUCUCCUGUGUUCCCACCGCCAGAGCCCUCAAGCAGUAAGAAUGGGGAGUGCACCGUUUGCUUUGACAACGAGGUGGAUGUGGUGAUCUACACGUGCGGACACAUGUGCCUCUGCAACACCUGUGGUCUUAAGCUGAAGAAGCAGCUCAAUGCUUGUUGCCCAAUCUGCCGACGGGUCAUCAAAGACAUCAUUAAAAUCUACCGCCCUUAACCUCACCCCACCCCUUAGGGAUGUGAACGGUGAGGGGCAGGAGAAAGAAUAUUGUUAGCAAUCGCCACACCUUAGUGUCCCUGCUUAUGGGUUAUUGUGCUGGUCAGUGGUUACUGAGUGGCUCUUUUGUCUGUAUUUCCAUGUUUUGACCAUUGAGAAACAAAUCAGGGAUAAUUAUGUGAAAUGGGAAACACUCUGGUCCUUGUUGAGACUGAAGGGACAGCUGCAGGGUGGGAAGAGGUUUAUAAAGAUGCUGCUCUAGUGGAUCGAAACAGCAAGAUGUAAAUACCUGUGCUGUGUCGAUUCCAACAGGAAAGGAAGGUUGUCUUGGGCAAAGGUUCUUAUUAAAAUACCUGGCUAUCCAUUUCAUGAAAGGUAUUGAAGAAAUCAGUUCUUUGAUUGAGUUUCAAAUUCUGGGUGCCCUUUCCCCACCAUAAUCAAGAAGCCUGUAAGGAAAUUAGGUAGCACCCUAGGCACUUUCAAGUAUGUGUUUGUGGGGGCUGAGAUUGUAUUCACCAAACGUUCUCUGCAAAGGUCAAGGAGGAAUAGGUCUUCUGUCCCAACAGAGUAGGGAGGAAUUAGGGAACAUUGGAUGGAGCUUGCUCAUUUCAAGGCAUUGUUUUCCAUUCCUGGAUCACCAGUGGGAGUAGGAGGAAUAAGUAGGUUAGGGUCUACUUUGCUAACCUGCCCCCAGACAGUUAAGAGAAACUGCACUUUGAAGCCAAUUAAGAAAGAGACGAAGUUAAUAAAUGUUGUUGCAUUGAGUCUCAUUGUCUGAUGUGGUCCACUCAUUUACCAUUAGUGCCCGUGUCUUUUAGAGGUUUUUGCAAAGCCAAGAGCAAAACACUUGCACGGCCAGUGAUGGUAGUAAAAUGGAGGCUAGAAGAGAUAUACACAGACUGCGUAAUCAGUCUUGUCUUGUGUAAGAGAAAGGCAGAACGUUAUGAGUACAACCCCCACCCCCCUGCUUUUUCCUCUUCUGGAGGGCACAAGUUAAAACUUCUAGCUGUUGUGAUUCACAGCUGCUAGGCACAUCUUGAUGGAGAGAGUGAUUUAUGGGAAGUUGUCAGCUUCCACGUGCACAGGAGGAACUCUGACUCUAACAUCUGAGUAUACCAGGACUAGUCAUACCUAAGCAUCUGGAGGUUGACAAGACUGCUAUGAGGGAGGGUGAUUAAGAAUUCAGCAUUUCAGUCUUCCAGAAUCUCCUUAUUUGUGCUUUGUCAACAACAGGUGAUUGAUGUUUUCCUCCAUUCCUUCCCAGAGGUUUUGUCAGCAAAGUAUGCAGCAAUGUGGGAUCUCUCAUUUCUUCCUCUCCAGGAAGUUGUCUUUUAUUCCACAAUAGAGGCAUCUUGUUGAAAUGAAAAGGCAUUGUUUGCUUAAGAAGAAUUUGCGAGCUAUUAUUAGAUGCUGGGCUUGAAAGGUAAAUGAAUUUUGGUUGUGAUGGUAGCCAGCUCUGAACUGCUGCAGCCCCAGUUGAAUGUGAAAUAUGCAUUGCAGCUUAGGGACAACAACAACAAAAAUGCUUUUCCCCAGUCACAGAAUGUCUUUUCUUACUCAGGCAUGUUGUUUUAGAAUCAUUUGGCAGUGCACAGGACUGUGACCAUUCCUUCACUAAUCCCUACUGUUGGACAACCUGUCUUUUUCUACGCAGCAACAAGCUACCAAGAAGAAAUGCUAAUGACUUAGACUAAAAUAUGCCAGCUGUUCCUACCUUGAUAGCAGUGUUGCAUUCCACUGUAAAACAGAUGCAGUCUAAAGCUGAAAUCUUUGAUGUAAGCUGAUUUAUGGUCUCAUCCUGUGACCUGCGGUACUGAAGCAGCAGCUCAGCAUUCCACCAUAACUUUUUCCAUACGGCACAAGGGGAAAGAUCCUGGUUUCCCCUUCACGGCAGUACUGGGGCUUCACCUGAGCUCAACACCCGGCUGCUUGGGCUUUUCUCACAGUUUUAGCAUAGCGCAUAUAGUUUGAGCCGUUGUGCUUCCUCUGUCAGCGAGGUGGCAGGGGGGGUCCCUUCUUUCCUCUUGUAGUGACAUCCUGCAGGGAUUUAUAGUUCAUAAAGAAGAUGAAAAUCAGUGCGAACUUUGUCCAUCAAGGACCUGACAUGGGAAUCUUUAGGUAGCCAAGGAUGUUUAUUUUGCUCUGCAUGGCAUCAAGGGAACUAAAUCAGUUUGUCCCUAAAAAUACCAUACUUACCAAAGUGUAUUUUCGAUUUCCCAUGGGCAUUUGCCUAACAAAGCUGGAGAAAUCAUGCCUAAUAGACAUUUAUGCCUAAUAGACAUCAUUCUUGCUCACAGUGCAGGCUUUGAUUUUAAAAACAAAACUUAAGUUUCUGACAAAAUGGCUUUGCCAGAAUACUUGUCUUGCUCACGGGCUGCACUGGAAGCGGUCAGAUGCCGGGAGUGCCGUUCCUGUGGCCUAAAACUGUAUUUGGUUACAGUCACGCAUUCUGUAAGGAAAGAUAAUCCAGUGGCAUUAAUAAAGACAAAAAAUGCUUCUCCUUCCAAGUUUAUUUGCAAUGUAGUGAAUAUCCUGGGGCAAGAGGAAACGCUUUUUACUUUUCAGCUCCCGGGUGGUAUCAGGUAAAGCAUUACUGCAUGAUAUACACCUGUAAUUUCGCAAUACUUCCAAAUACCCUCGUUCCACUACGGAAGAGUAGAGGACAGUGACGCUAGCACCACAGCAAAGUUAGUCAACAUGGGCGACUGUCUGGCCACAUCGGAUGCAGGUGCCUUGUAGGCAGAUGAAUGCUGGUGGCUGCAGCAGACAGCUAAAAUAUCCCCCCAAAUCCAGGAAAGUGUCAGUUUCCGCUUCAAUUGUAAUUUCAAUGCAAAACUGGCAUCAGGACCCUCUCGUCGUGAUUACUUUUUGAGGAGUGAUUGUGAAGAAACGCAUCUUCAAAGCUUCUGGCUGUUUGCAGCAAGUUGACUGUGGAAUCCUCUGCCCUACCCCACCUUCACACACACACACACACACACACUUUAUCUUCCUUCAGCACUACAAUAAGCUUUUGCUGCCUGCUUCUGGUGGGCAUGGACCAUGUGCCUGCUAAUAUGUAUGCAAGCUAAGGUGAUGGAUGCAACUGCUGUGUGCCCUUCUUGGUCAGUCCAUUGCAUAAUCUCUGUUAAAAAGCCAGAGAGAACGUCACAGAGAAAGAGGAUUGUUGCACGAAAGCUAACCUGAGAUAGGAUUUCAUGACACCAUGCUAUCACGAUAGCGGUAGCUGGCACUUUAUAACCCUGAUUGUACGAACCAAAGAUUUUUACCCAGUCAUGAAACUUUCUAGGUCAAACCGGCUACAUAGAAUCCAUUGACCAUGUGCUAUCAGCCAUGGAAACAGUUGCCCUCAGAUUUGUGUUGCAUAGUGCAGUCGGAGGCUCCUUUGCUCAGUAUGUCUCGGGUGGUUUCUCAUAGUAUGAUCAGAGCACCUGGUGCCACAGAACUUGACAAGAGUAUUUCCCUAAUAUCUCAGUUUCAGCCUGCAUGCCUAGCAUGCUAGUAGGCCACAAGAUGGCUAUAAAUCAUAGUGAAUUUGAAUCUCUGCAACAGCUGAUACGGGCUGGUCUCAGUAAAGGUCAUAGAGAAGCUUGACAGAAAGAAGUGAACAGAUUUACAUGUUUGCUGAGCUGCCCCAGCAUGGCAGUUUAAUAAGUAGUGCCCCCCCCCCCGGGUGUUGAUUAUUACCUCCAUUCUGCUACUAUCACUUUGCAUUACUUUGGGGUGGACGUCUCAUGUUGAUUCCUUUUUUCAGAACUGUCAGUUUGGUUCUGUUCUGUCAAAACUUAACUGAGCAUUCUUUCUGUUCCUCUGGUCUAGAACUAGUUUCUUCAAUAAACUCAGAACUGUAUUCUUGUUUUAGUGGCUGCCAUUACAAUUGGGUUAACUUAUUUUUUAAAAAAUUACAGGACUAAGAUGGUAUGAAAUAGGCCAUGGAUUCAAACAGAACAUAGGGUACAUCUGGUACAGAAUUCCCAGUAGGAGAGGAGCAGCAUCUAAGAAGUUCAGGCGGCUUUCUUUGGCUAGGUUAAGACUCAAUGUAGUUUUGGAGAGACGCAUUAUCGGACAUGCAACUCUACUUAUUCUUAUCUCACAAGGAAUUUUCAAACUUUUUGACAGACAAUUUUUAGGUAGUAGAGGCUACUUAGUAAUUUGUUAGUACUUGUUAUUGCUUUUUUUACAAACAAAAUUCUGUUCAGAUGAUCUGUUUGUGCCUUAUAAGGGUGUAUGUGCACUUUUUAUCCUUUUUAAUGCUACUUUAAAAUGGAGGAAAAAAAGAACCUAACACCAGUGGUUGGUAGUUUUAUAGAAUUGUAUGUGUUCACCAAGAAUUCUGCUUUUUUGAUAUUGGAGUGAAAGUAUGUUUUCAUUGAUAUUUUGCUGGCACUCGCCUCCCCAUUUCCUCUUUGUAUAAAAGCUUUUUAAAAUUUCAAGCUUUCUAAAACUUCUUGAUAUUUUUCUGGUUUACGACUGUGAUCUGUAUGUCACACUCUGAACUAGACCAGAUUUUAAUCUCUCAGAAAUAGGCUGUCACAGCAAGAUUAUUUGGGGAGGGAAGGUUGCACUUCUCUACAUGUUAAUACGCUCUGGCAUUGUGAUCUGGAUUGUGUUUGUGU